This is a messenger RNA of Magallana angulata, 2961 nucleotides long. Its product is annotated as core histone macro-H2A.1-like. Gene Ontology annotation, molecular function: DNA binding; structural constituent of chromatin; protein heterodimerization activity. Gene Ontology annotation, cellular component: nucleosome. The record is from RefSeq and is a predicted model, not a curated record. The coding region runs from base 128 to 1255 and encodes 375 amino acids. NCBI's taxonomy places the organism in Eukaryota, Metazoa, Mollusca, Bivalvia, Ostreida, Ostreidae. The transcript has 8 exons.
UAUUUUAACCGUCGUUGGUACAGCUCGACUUCCUGUUGAUAUGCCGAUACUUGUUAGCAUUUGUAAAGUCAACAAACACACAUAUUAAAAACAUUGAUUGACCUGGUAUUGCUGACAGUGCAGCAAAAUGUCAGCCAGAGGUGCAAAGAAGAAGAAGCCCACGUCCAAAUCUGCAAAAGCGGGGGUGCUUUUUCCCGUUGCACGAAUGCGGCGAUAUCUGAAAGGGAUGACCCAUCAUUUCCGUAUUGGAGCUGGUGCUCCGGUGUAUAUGGCAGCUGUCAUUGAAUAUCUGACGGCUGAAAUCCUUGAGCUGGCUGGCAAUGCUGCAAGAGAUAACAAAAAAGGCAGAGUGACUCCCAGGCAUAUUUUACUAGCAGUAGCUAAUGACGAAGAAUUGAAACAGCUUUUAAAACAUGUAACCAUUGCUUCUGGAGGAGUGUUGCCAUGGAUACAUCAUGAGCUUCUCCACAGGAAGCGGGGAGGGAUUCAGUUGAAGCCCCCCACUGCUGCCCAGGAUGGUCCCAGUGCUUCCAAGGCAAAGAAGCCAAAGGCAAAGGUCAUCCCAGCAGCUCUACCCCCACCCUCUCCACCCAAAGGAGGAAAAGCAUCUGCUAAAGGAAAAGCCCUGAAACCCCCAAAGGGAUUCAAACCUUCAGCUGAUGCUGUGGCUGCUACUUCAGCCGGUGGAUUCACUAUCUUAUCGGAAAAGAAACUCUUUCUUGGACAAAAAAUGACAGUUAUUCAGGGUGAUUUGGUAAAAAUAACAGCUGAUGCCAUUGUUCAUCCAACCAGCAGUAAUUUCUUUAUGGGGGGUGAAGUUGGACAAGCUUUAGAAAAAGCUGGUGGCAAGGAUUUUAGGAAAGAACUAGAUGAUUUAAGUAAAGAACAUGGAAACUUAGAUACAGCAGGAGCUGCAAUCUGCCCAGGGCAAAAUUUUCCUGCCAAGUUUGUAAUCCAUGUUAACAGUCCGAAUUGGAGUGGCGGGUCUGGUAACUCGCAGCAACUUUUGGAGAAAGCUGUAAAGAAUGUUCUGAAACUAGCCGAUGAGAAAAAUCUCAAAUCUAUAGCCAUUCCUUCUAUAGGCAGUGGAUCUGCUGGAUUUCCGAAGCAGACAGCUGCACAGAUCAUCUUGAGGUCAAUUAGUAAUUACUUCGUGACCUGCAUGACCAGUUCACUCAAACAAGUCUACUUUGUUCUAUUUGACCCAGAAAGUGUGGCUGUUUACACAAGCGAGCUGGGAAAACUCGACUCUUAGGCUUAACGAAAAUUGAAUGUGUAGCCUUGGAAGAAGUUUUAAAAGUUAAUUAUAGUAGUUAUGUGUGUGGAUCACUCGAUGAAUAUCUUCAUUCUGUGUUGUUUUUUAUCUUUCAAGUUCUGUUCCUAUAUCAAGAGUUAGAAGAGCAUUGUUUGGACUUUCAUGUAUUGUUGACUAUCCAGCCUCUUUAUGAUCUAUUGAGCUGUGUAAAUGUAUUUAGAAUGACAAGUUGAAUUGUCAGCACCCCAGUGCAAGUUACAUAUGUAUUUUUUUUUACAGUCAGUCCUUUUAAUAUCUCAAACUCUAUUGAGCAGAAAACAAAUUUUAACUAUUGAAAAUUAGAAUACAUAUGAAAAUGGUAGUUUGAAAAUCUGAAUUACUGUAAUUCUUACUAAAAUUUGUUGUACAAAUGUACAUGUAUUGACAUUCUUCAAUUUAAAGGGCAAAUUUCAUCUUCAACAACCCCCCCCCCCCCCCCAGCCCCCCCUUUCCCUUUGUUAUUGCUUGAAAAAUUUCAUAUCUAUUCAAAGAGCAAAAAAUUAAAUCUUUUAAUUAGUUAUAUUUUAUUGAUGUCUGUUUUUGUUGAAAUCCUGAUAUGUAUCAAACAUAUGUAUCAAACUCUUUUAAAUGAAUUUAAAAAUAUCUAGAUUGAAAAGCUUUUAAAAAGGGAGGAAUCAACUUUCAUAUCAUCUAUUGAGCACUUGCACCUUUUAUAUUGAAAUCACAUUAUCUCUAUUCUGUACAAAGAGUGGAUCAAGUAUGUUUAUGAGAGAUACAAGGAUUAUCCAAAUCAUCAACAAACAAUAGGCAGCACUUGUACGCUGUGUGAAUGUGUAGAAAGAGAGCAUAUAUUCCAUUCACUUAAUGUAUAAUGCCAUGCAAUCUACCGUAAUGAACGGUCUUUUUCUUGUAACUUUUCCUUGUUCUUUUUCCCUCCGUUAUAAUGUAUUGGUACAUGUACUGAUACUAAGUUUUCAGUGCAAUAAACUACCAAGUUGUUUUUUUUAAAAUUAUUAUUAUUGAAGCAAAAUAUAACUUUAUCAGUAAUUGUUAGAUAGUAUUGUAGUAAUUAACAAUGAAGUGCCACAUUUUUUAAUGUUAAUGCAACCUGUAUUUAGAUUGUUAAGUUUGUCUAAUUAAGUUUUAUGAUAAUAUUUAUUUAUGAAUUCUUUUUAAAGUUUUUCAAAAACUUUCUUUUACUGUGAUGGUUGGGUUGAGGAAUAUUAAUAUUUUAUCACAGGUGUAUUACAAAAAGAUGUUGGUUUUAUUGACUACCGUAUUUAAAUGCUGGCACACAACAUCUCUAAUAUUAUACCUUUUAUCUGUUAGUGUUUGUUCAUAGAAGAAUUUGUUGUGGUGUAUGUGUAGUUUGUUUAUAGAACUCCUGUGUAUACCUAUUAAAUACCGGUUGUUUUAAGUAUGUCAAAUUUUUUUUUUAUUAUUAAUGGUAUUCUUUGGUUUAAGAAUAAGUAUACAUUAAAAGUAUUUAGGCAAUCAUUUGUUAAUUGAUGAUAUAUGUGUUGAUUAGGUUUUUGGGUUUAUGACUUUUCUGGUAUUUCAACAUCUUAUAUUUCUGUUUGUUAUUGUCUUCACAAAUUGAAUUUUUUACUGGCUUUUUUGAAAUUUGAAGCAUUGAGAUUGUAAAACCACGUACUAUUGCAUGAAAAAGUACUUUGUCAUUGUAGUGAAUAAAUGAGAAAUCAAAA